Messenger RNA from Hippocampus comes (tiger tail seahorse), 1525 nucleotides. RefSeq names its product gamma-glutamylcyclotransferase b (gene ggctb). The transcript has 3 exons. Gene Ontology annotation, molecular function: gamma-glutamylcyclotransferase activity. The coding region runs from base 681 to 1262 and encodes 193 amino acids. The record is from RefSeq and is a predicted model, not a curated record. Lineage: Eukaryota; Metazoa; Chordata; Actinopteri; Syngnathiformes; Syngnathidae.
UGGAUGGAUGGAUGGUUGAAGUAAAACAAACAACAACAACAACCCCACACCAAUAACACACGUCUUGUCACAAUUUGUUUUGCCCUUUGUUGAAAAGAGCAUGUGAAGAGAUUCGAACUACAAGCUACAAAAGCGGAGGUUUUCAGAUUUGUCAUGUACAUUAUGUCUACAGUAUAUUAUAAUUAAAUAGAGAUACCAGAUUGCCAAAGGUGUUCGCUCACCUGCCUUGUCUCACACGUGAACUUCAGUGACAUCCCAUUUUGAUGGACCUUCAAGGUUUUAAUCAAUAUGACCACCCUUUGCAACUAUAACAACGUCAACACUUCUGGGAAGGCUUUCCACCACAAGGUUUAGAAGUAUAUGGCAGCAAAUGCUCAACCUGCGAUUCAGUGGUGGUUCACUGUAGUCCCAGUUAAAUGUACUAACUAGAACAAUGACUAACACUCUGUGAACAUCAACUGCAUGGCCUCACACGCAGCACAGUGGAUUAGCAUGAGAAUGGUGUGUGAGUGCUGGAAGGUCAGUAGUUCAUUUCGAUCCCAAUCCAGCUCAUGCUCUCUCACCUUUGCCCCAUACUGCCUCGCACACAGAGCUCGGACCCAGCCGGGUCACCGUUACCUUAUCCCAAUUGCUUAUAUUAGUCACUGUUUGACUCCCGUCCUGAUAACUGUGGAAACAGCAUGGAGGAUAGCCACACCUUCUUGUACUUCGCAUAUGGGAGCAACCUGCUAAAGGAGCGACUGCAGCUCAAGAACCCGUCUGCAACAUUGCACUGUGUGGCCAGACUCAAGGUACGCUUAUCUACAUCUGUCCCACAUAAGACUUCACGGUUGUACGCCGAUAACUCGUUUCUGUUUCAGGACUAUAAAUUGGUAUUUGGGAACUAUAAAGGACUCGCCAGUGAGCGGUGGCAUGGAGGUGUGGCCACUAUCGAACGCAGUCCAGGAGAUGAAGUGUGGGGUGUGGUGUGGAAGAUGAACGAGUCUGAUCUGAAGUCGCUAGAUAGUCAAGAGAACGUCAUGUUGGGUGCGUACAGCCCUGUGGAAAUAUCGGUAAGGACAAAAGGCCAGGAGCUUCGUUGUCGUACCUACUUAAUGAACAGCUGUGUGUACGCCGCACCGUCACCACAGUACCUACUGGUGAUUGUGAUGGGGGCAGAGCAAAACAGAUUGCCUAAAGACUACCAGGAGAAGCUAAAAGCGAUCAAGACCAACAAGUAUGAGGGUCCCCUCCCUCUGAUGGUUGAGCUGGCGCUUGAGUGAGUCAGAGAAGCAGAAACACACCUAUCUGAGGCCGGAUCCGACAGACUGCAUGCCCCCCUUACAAUGGACCAAAAUCACCUACCACUAAAAUCGAACAUAUGUUUAUGUUAUCAUGCUUAUUCAUGCUUCAUCCAAAGGACAUUUUGGUGCUUGAUAGACUGCAGUCGUAUAUUGAGAAACCUGUCAUUGCUUGCUAUUAGCUGAGUAAAAAGAUUGAAGAUGUUUAUUGAACUAUUUUCCAACAAUAAAAUAUUUUAUAAGUC